Triplophysa rosa is the source of this 4952-nucleotide messenger RNA. RefSeq names its product protein NLRC5-like. The coding region runs from base 321 to 4943 and encodes 1540 amino acids. The record is from RefSeq and is a predicted model, not a curated record. The transcript has 30 exons. Gene Ontology annotation, molecular function: protein binding. Gene Ontology annotation, cellular component: cytoplasm. Lineage: Eukaryota; Metazoa; Chordata; Actinopteri; Cypriniformes; Nemacheilidae.
CUAGUCUGUCAGAGUGCAGUAUAACAGAAGGAGGUUACAGAUGUUUGUCUGAAGCUGUGAGAUCAAACCCUUCACAUCUGAUCUCACUGGAUCUCACUGGAAAUGAUCCUGGACCAUCAGGAGUCAAACUCAUCCAUCAGUUAAUACAAGAUACAAACUGUGCUCUGAACACUGUGAGAUUCUUGAAGAGUCGUGAUGCGGAAGCAGCUUGUGUUUCUCUGACUGAAGUUCUGGGUGAGAAUCCAUUACUGCUGAAAGAACUGAAUCUGAGUGACAAUAAACUGAGAGAUCUGGACGGAGAGAAACUCUCGGCUCUAUUGAUGGACUCUCAUAGUAAAGUGGAGACAAUCAGAUUGAAUAACUGUGAGCUGACAGAGAAACAGUGUUCAGCUGUAGCUGCUGUUCUGUCCUGUAAAACCCUGGUGAGAGAGAUGAAUCUGAACAACAGUCGUCUGCUGGAUUCAGGACUCAAACACAUCUGUGACAAACUGAAGAAUCCUCAGUGUCAACUCCACAUACUCAAUCUGUCUGAGUGCAGUAUAACAGAAGGAGGUUAUGUUGCUCUGUCUGAAGCUGUGAGAUCAAACCCUUCACAUCUGAUCUCACUGGAUCUCACUGGAAAUGAUCCUGGACCAUCAGGAGUCAAACUCAUCCAUGAUUUACUGGAGGAUACAAACUGUGCACUGAACACUGUGAGAUUUUUGAGAAAUCCUUGUGCGGUGAAAGUCUUUGAGUACCUGAUUGGAUCUCUUGGUAAAAAUCCUUUACUUGAGAGAGAAGUGAAUCUGGGUAAUCGUAAACUCGACGAGUCAAGAGUGAGACAGAUCUCUGAUCUACUGCAGGAUAAACACUGUCAGCUCAACACACUCACGUUGAAUUCUUGUCGUAUCACAGCAGAAGGUUGUGCUGCUCUCACAGCAGCUUUAAAUGAGAAUCCAUCACAUGUGAAAGAGCUGAAUCUGAGUGGAAAUACACUUGGAGACUCAGGAAUCAAGAACAUCUCUCAUCUGAUGAAGAAUUCACUGUGUACACUGAAGAAACUCAAACUAUCCGAGUGCAGUAUAACAGAAGAAGGUUACAGAUGUCUGUCUGAAGCUGUGAGAUCAAACCCUUCACAUCUGAUCUCACUGGAUCUCUCUGGAAAUGAUCCUGGACCAUCAGGAGUCAAACUCAUCUAUGAUUUAAUACAAGAUACAAACUGUGCUCUGAACACUGUGAGAUUCUUGAAGAGUCGUGAUGCAGAAGCAGCUUGUGUUUCUCUGACUGAAGUUCUGGGUGAGAAUCCAUUACUGCUGAAAGAACUGAAUCUGAGUGACAAUAAACUGAGAGAUCUGGACGGAGAGAAACUCUCGGCUCUAUUGAUGGACUCUCAUAGUAAAGUGGAGAAAAUCAGAUUGAAUAACUGUGAGCUGACAGAGAAACAGUGUUCAGCUGUAGCUGCUGUUCUGUCCUGUAAAACCCUGGUGAGAGAGAUGAAUCUGAACAACAGUCGUCUGCUGGAUUCAGGACUCAAACACAUCUGUGACAAACUGAAGAAUCCUCAGUGUCAACUCCACAUACUCAAUCUGUCUGAGUGCAGUAUAACAGAAGGAGGUUAUGUUGCUCUGUCUGAAGCUGUGAGAUCAAACCCUUCACAUCUGAUCUCACUGGAUCUCACUGGAAAUGAUCCUGGACCAUCAGGAGUCAAACUCAUCCAUCAGUUAAUACAAGAUACAAACUGUGCUCUGAAGAGAGUGAGGUUAUUGAAGAGUUCUUCUGCAAUGGAAGCCUUGAAGUAUCUGACGGGAGUUCUUGGUAAAAAUCCUUUACUCCAGAGUGAACUGAAUCUGAGUAAUCGUGUACUAUACGAGUCAAGAGUGAGACAGAUCUCUGAUCUACUGCAGGAUAAACACUGUCAGCUCAACACACUCACGUUGAAUUCUUGUCGUAUCACAGCAGAAGGUUGUGCUGCUCUCACAGCAGCUUUAAAUGAGAAUCCAUCACAUGUGAAAGAGCUGAAUCUGAGUGGAAAUACACUGGGAGACUCAGGAAUCAAGAACAUCUCUCAUCUGAUGAAGAAUUCACUGUGUACACUGAAGAAACUCAAUCUGUCUGAGUGCAGUAUAACAGAAGAAGGUUACAGAUGUUUGUCUGAAGCUGUGAGAUCAAACCCUUCACAUCUGAUCUCACUGGAUCUCUCUGGAAAUGAUCCUGGACCAUCAGGAGUCAAACUCAUCCAUCAGUUAAUACAAGAUACAAACUGUGCUCUGAACACUGUGAGAUUCUUGAAGAGUCGUGAUGCAGAAGCAGCUUGUGUUUCUCUGACUGAAGUUCUGGGUGAGAAUCCAUUACUGCUGAAAGAACUGAAUCUGAGUGACAAUAAACUGAGAGAUCUGGACGGAGAGAAACUCUCGGCUCUAUUGAUGGACUCUCAUAGUAAAGUGGAGAAAAUCAGAUUGAAUAACUGUGAGCUGACAGAGAAACAGUGUUCAGCUGUAGCUGCUGUUCUGUCCUGUAAAACCCUGGUGAGAGAGAUGAAUCUGAACAACAGUCGUCUGCUGGAUUCAGGACUCAAACACAUCUGUGACAAACUGAAGAAUCCUCAGUGUCAACUCCACAUACUCAAACUAUCCGAGUGCAGUAUAACAGAAGGAGGUUACAGAUGUCUGUCUGAAGCUGUGAGAUCAAACCCUUCACAUCUGAUCUCACUGGAUCUCUCUGGAAAUGAUCCUGGACCAUCAGGAGUCCAACUCAUCUAUGAUUUAAUACAAGAUACAAACUGUGCUCUGAACACUGUGAGAUUCUUGAAGAGUCGUGAUGCAGAAGCAGCUUGUGUUUCUCUGACUGAAGUUCUGGGUGAGAAUCCAUUACUGCUGAAAGAACUGAAUCUGAGUGACAAUAAACUGAGAGAUCUGGACGGAGAGAAACUCUCGGCUCUAUUGAUGGACUCUCAUAGUAAAGUGGAGAUAAUCAGAUUGAAUAACUGUGAGCUGACAGAGAAACAGUGUUCAGCUGUAGCUGCUGUUCUGUCCUGUAAAACCCUGGUGAGAGAGAUGAAUCUGAACAACAGUCGUCUGCUGGAUUCAGGACUCAAACACAUCUGUGACAAACUGAAGAAUCCUCAGUGUCAACUCCACAUACUCAAUCUGUCUGAGUGCAGUAUAACAGAAGAAGGUUACAGAUGUCUGUCUGAAGCUGUGAGAUCAAACCCUUCACAUCUGAUCUCACUGGAUCUCUCUGGAAAUGAUCCUGGACCAUCAGGAGUCAAACUCAUCUAUGAUUUACUGGAGGAUACAAACUGUGCACUGAACACUGUGAGGUUAUUGAAAAGUUCUUCUGCAGCAAAAGCCUUUGAGUAUCUGAAGACUCUUGGUAUAAACGCUUUACUCCAGAGUGAACUGAAUCUGAGUAAGCGUAAACUAGAGGAGUCAAGAGUGAGACAGAUCUCUGAUCUACUGCAGGAUAAACACUGUCAGCUCAACACACUGAGGUUGUCUGGAUGCAGUCUUACACAGAAAUGCAUUGGUCACCUGGUUUCAGCUCUGUCUUCAAACUGUUCACACCUGAGAGAACUGGAUCUGAGUAAUCAUGAACUCGGUGACACUGGAGUGCCGCAGUUUAUGGAUCUGCUGAAGAAUUCUGACUGUAAACUGGAGAAGCUAUGGUUAAGAGCCUGUGGUUUAACAGAUCAAGGUUCUGCUCUGUUUUCAGCUCUGAAUUCAAACCCAUCACACCUGAGACACCUGAACCUGAGUGAAAAUAAACUAGGAAAGAUUGGAGCUAACCUCCUCGGUUUUCUACUGAAAAAUCCACAGUGCCAGCUGGAAACACUGGAGUUAAGAAGCUGUGGUUUCUCAAAGGAAUGUUGUGCUGAUCUGUCUUCAGCUCUGAAUUCAAACCCAUCACACCUGAGACACCUGAACCUGAGUAAAAAUAAUCUAGGAACUUCAGGGGUUAAUAAACUCUCGGAUCUACUGAAAAAUCCACAAUGCAAGCUGAAAACAUUAGUGCUGUGUAAAUGCAGUAUUGAUACGGUACGAAUGGCCAUCCUGAUUCCAGCUCUGUGUUCAAACCCAUCACACCUGAGACACCUGAACCUCAGUCAGAAUGAAAUCAAAGACGCUGGAGUCAAUCAUUUAUGUGAUCUACUGAAACACUGCAAACUGGAGAAACUGGAGUUGUGUGGAUGCAGUCUUACAGAGAAACAUUGUGCUCGACUGAUUUCAGCUCUGUGUUCAAACCCAUCACACCUGACACACCUGAACCUCAGUGGAAAUAAUCUAGGAACUUCAGGGGUUAAUAAACUCUCGGAUCUACUGAAAAAUCCACAAUGCAAGCUGAAAACAUUAGUGCUGUGUAAAUGCAGUAUUGAUACGGUACGAAUGGCCAUCCUGAUUCCAGCUCUGUGUUCAAACCCAUCACACCUGAAAGAGCUGAACCUCAGUCAGAAUGAAAUCAAAGACGCUGGAGUCGAUCAUUUAUGUGAUCUACUGAAACACUGCAAACUGGAGAAACUGGAACUGAAUGGCUGUAGCAUUACAGAUGUUUCAUGUUUGGCUGAGACACCAGCAGUGAGAUGUCUAGAGGUUCUUGACCUGAGUAACAAUAAACUAGGAAACUCAGAGAAGAAGCUGCGCGAUACGCUAAAAGACUCUAAAAGUGAACUGAGACUAGAGAGUCAAGGUUGGUUCUCAUGGCGCCCAUUCUCUUGGAAGUCUGGGAAACCAACAACGCAGGGGGAUGAACCACCAUCAUCAGAUGAGCAACCUUCAGAAGAGGAAGAUGAGGGCACGUCCUCUCAAAAGAAAACAGUGACAGAGAGAGAAGCAGCAGACCUAUCACAAGAUCCCACUGAUGAUGCUACUGAUGAAGAUGAUGAUGAUGAUGCUGAGUAUCAGAGUGAAGAUCAAACAAAGGAUCAAGCAGACGCAUGCGCGGGCACCAGUGGUGAACAAUAUGACUGAUGUAAAUAA